GAUGCUCGAAGAAAUGGUCCGUGCGAACGCUGCCAACUUUGGAUCUCGACAAUACAUACCUGGCACCUUGAGUCCCUUGAGCAUGAGUCCUCGUACAGGAAGUCGUCGCGCAUCCUGGAUGACUCCUGUACAUUCGUCAAAAGGGUCAAUGUCGAGUCGAGCAGAACUGGCCGAAGCACUCUUUUGCAACGCAGCGCGCCGAAAGCUUGUUCAAGAAUUCAUCGAGGUGUUAACAAACGGAGAGAGUGACUCUCCUGCGACAGCAUCAAAUCCCCCGAAAAAGGAGGACAAAAGCAUCUCAGGACUGAUACAUGGGAAGCAUACCCAAAAUAUUAUAGAGGCCGCUUUCGCCGCAGGUAGAUGGAGCGUCGCGCGAUUUCACAGAAUUGUCAAAGAUUUGCGGGAACCUGUGUAUCGGGAUCGACCAGCGGAACCUCUUGGGUCGCACCUCGAUGGACUCCAUUGGGCCUUAGCUGCAAAUGCCGCCGCAAAUGAAGGCCGAGAAGAUGAGUUCGCGGACGCGGAAGUGUGGCAACGCUUUUCGAUCGACAUCGAGGGACGUUCGGGAAUGCUUCCUCAGCCGACGGAUCCAGAAGGUGUUAUGGAAUUGGUGACGAUGAGAGAAGGGGCCGAGGAGUACUUUCGAAGGGAGGUAGAGCAGGGCCUUCGCAAGCUGCAUGGGAAUGAGCUUGAGACAAUUUUACAGUAUAUAACACAAUAUGCUAGUGCUCCCAAACUCAUGGAACUGGUAUGUCCGCUUAUUUUCAAGCGGGUGUCGGAGGAAGCCAUCACUCGCGAUAUCAUACCAAGAUUUAUGGUACUUGCGGUAUUGCAGCCCGACGCAAUCGGUUCCGCCAUUUUGGAAACCUUACUGGCAGAUUACAGUGCAUUUGUCUCGCAGGACGCUGCAAACUCAGCAUUAGAGUAUUGCGCUCACUUGCAGCGUGCCAACUGCUGUCGGGUGAUCUUGGAUAAUUUGGGACACCUUGUCGCACCUGAAGGUGUUAUUACAGCGUUAAUACCGAUUUGUGCUAGGGGUACAGAUCAUUUACUGGCGGUGUUGGAGCUGUUCAUCAUGGAUAAAUGUCAGACAACGAUGGACCGGAAGGAGGUCGACCGUCGUCACAUGGAAGAAGGUCGCGGAAACCAACUUGAGAACGACUUUCCAGAUAUUGUUGCACCCUGCGUCUACAUGUUCUUGGUUCUUGCAGCUGCCGGCGGAUAUGCGAAGCCGAGGACGGUUAAGGAGUUGAUCGAGUUCUAUGAAGAUCCUUGUGCACCGCUUUUGACUGGACGAGUUUCUACUGCUAGACACAAUCAGUUUGUGCAAGAUCUAUUCCAUCUUGUCUGUGAGCUGAACUUGACCGCCAUUGUCUGGACAUUGAUCGAGAGUCACUGGAUUCCACCAGACAUUACACCUACUUUACGUCAAGCAAUCGAGCUUGGCCACCAGUCUCUUGUCCACAUAUUACUGGAUAGCUUGUUGAUUCCCGAUGAAAAAUUGGAGCCACCAUCCGGGCAAUUACCUCUGGUCUUUCGGAAAUCUCGGGCCCUCACCUUGUUACCGACAGUUGCUCAGAGAUUCCCAGCUGAAGCAUGCUGGUUCCUCCAGGAGCUAUCUAGCAUACCGAUCCCGAGCUGCGUCCCAGUAGGUGAGACCCGAGAGGCUGAAGUGCGAGCUGCACCAGUUCGCGGAACGCGAUUGGGGACAGCAACUCUAGCAGAAGUGACACGAAGAACAGAUAAUAUAAAUCCGUUCAUGCAGAUAUGGACUCGGUUGAAUAUUGUCGCACAAUUACGGGGGGCCACCAUAGGGACGGGCACUCCCGAAGCUGAAUGCGUUAUAUGUAUGGCACCCGAGGCGCUUCUGACGGAAGAAGCCUAUCACGAUUCCGUAGGAGGGAAAUUCUUCCGUCAGCCAAGUCCUUUCAUCCGACUUCUUGGAACCGGGGAUAAAGAAAUCAUACUGCAGCCGGUUAUGCAAGCGCUGAUGGAAUAUCAUUGGAUAGCCGGGGGCUUUUGGUAUCGUUUUGCAUUGCAUUUCAUCAUGUCCUUGUCUUUCAUUGCCUCGAUCUGGGCCAUGUUUACCUUGACGGUUCAAGAAGAAUUUGGUCACUCGUCAGAGGGUACGGCCAAAGGACUUUUGCCGAUCACCUGCAUCGCACUCUUCCUCUGUGUGCUUUUUAUCAUUCAAGAGCUUCGCGAAUUCAUGGACGCCCCCGGAGACUAUAUCCGCUCUAUGAGUAACUUGGUGGAUACCGUCGUCCACAUAUCUGUCCUUUACUGUGCCAUUCGAGGGGCGCUAAUGCACAAAUAUGUUCCACCACUGUUAAUGGGCUUCACCUUGGUGCUGGCAUGUACCCGCCUUUUGAUGCAGCUACGCAUCAUACCGUCAAUUGGACCCAUCAUACGGAUAUGGGUUUCUGCGACAGCAAACAUUUUCCCAGUACUGGUUCCGUUCACUGUGCUAGCGUCUAGCUUUGCUGGAGGUUUUUAUUUUAUUCAAUACCCCCUCGCCCUCCAAGCGCCCGCCACGGCCGAUCUACAUUUUCAAUCGAUGACGCAAGCUAUGCAGAGCGUUUUGACGAUGACAGCCGGAGACUAUAGUGUACUUGACUACUCGCAAGAAUCGGAGGUGUUCGUACUGCGUCUAUUAUUCCACGUCAUCUUCAUUAUCUUCCUUGUCAACCUCAUCAUUGGUUUGAUGACAGUAAAUGUCGCCAACGUCACUGUCAAUACCACCAGCGCAUGGCUGGUUGAAAUCUCUCAGCUAAUGGUGGAAUUGGAGCUCUACUGGCCAUGGCCCAUGCGAUACCAAGUGAAAACACAUUUCCGCCAUCGCCAACCAUCAUCACGCCCCGACUCUGAACCUAAAUAUGAUGAUAAUCCCAAGCUCUCCAACAACUCUAUCUGGUCGAGAAUGAGAUGGUGGCAAAAACCAAAAUCCUCACGUAAAGUGACGCCAGACGACUUUGGGUCGCAUAAGCCGCCACGAAUUUUGGCAACAGCUGUAGAUCAUCCAUCAGAGCACCCGGACAGAGACAGCGUUUUAGUGGAUACGCCAGAGUUCUUUAGCAUGCUUGAACGUGGUGUAGUUUUGUACACAUGUCCGGAAGAGCAGGUGGCGAAAACCCAUUGGUGGAAGGAAGGCGAUAAGGAGACUGAUCCUCGCCUGGCCGGCAGAAUGCCUCGCGAAGCACCUAUAUUCGAUCAUAUGCAGACGAACGAUAGUCCAUGGAAUAAAGCUUUGAAAAUCUUUCACUUUGGCUCAUCCGGUAAGGACAUGCGGAUUCCGUCGGUCCCAUCUCUGGUAGGUCGGUCACUCUCGUCCCUGCCACCAAUGCCAAAUCCAGACGAGGAAGGGCAAACUGUUGAUCCAAAUCCUCUCGAAUCUGUGCGUUUUGGUCUGGACAUGAGACUCUUGGAUGAAGUGGAAGAACAAGACGAGGCUGGACCUGCUGAUGACACCGGGCUAUCUUUUGUUGACGUCCGAAAUCGCAGGCAAUCCCGACUGACCGAAGGAGCAGAAGCAGCUUCGAGGGCGAGCGUCGAGGGGCGAAGACCUGCCGCUAAUGUUGCCGACCCUGUAAAACCCCCUGUGGACAAGCCCGCGUCACCACCACCAAUGCCGCAACACGACGCAAACUCCAUCAAAGAAUUGGCAGAACAAGUGCAAGGAAUGAAAGAGGCACUCAAGACUUUGGAGCGUAUAACACGAUCAGAAACCCGAAAUCAGCGCGAACGUACCAGACGCCUUGAACAAACCCUAGAGCAAGAACGGGCACGCGCCAAUGAGAAUGCAGCCAAUUUCUCUCGAGAUCUUCAAAAUCUGAGCAAAGAAAUUAGAGACUUAUCGCGGAUGCUCAUGCCUCAACCAGAACCAGAAGGACUUUUCAGAAGGGUUUUCAGUGGCCGGACAAGUAGCAGACGGAGAAACGAGAGCUGGUCCGCGGAUUCCUCGGAGAGGCCGGCCCCGGAACCAUAGUAUGAAACGUACAUGUAUUUUACUGUCACUUUGUCGGGCUUGUUAAGAGCCAAACUUGACUGGAUAAGUUAGCUAGCUUCGUUUGCCAAUCUAAGCGACAAUCUAGGUAUCGUUCCGUAAUAUAUAUUAAACAUCACGAGCAAGUCUUCCUCUGCGCACGCCGCUGGGCGCUGAACUGUGUGCUUUCGCGAUCGGAAUAAGCGUGCAUCGUUCAUAGAAGUUGAAAUUUACAUACAGUCUCGCUACAGAUUUAUACACAGCUAUCAAGACUAUUUUAUCUUUCUAUAUUCAAAUAUUGGC
Spizellomyces punctatus DAOM BR117 is the source of this 4285-nucleotide messenger RNA. RefSeq lists its product as uncharacterized. Gene Ontology annotation, biological process: calcium ion import across plasma membrane. The record is from RefSeq and is a predicted model, not a curated record. The annotation marks the transcript as partial. Gene Ontology annotation, cellular component: membrane. Gene Ontology annotation, molecular function: monoatomic ion channel activity. The transcript is spliced from 2 exons. NCBI's taxonomy places the organism in Eukaryota, Fungi, Chytridiomycota, Chytridiomycetes, Spizellomycetales, Spizellomycetaceae.